Molecule: messenger RNA, 1155 nt
Organism: Punica granatum (pomegranate)
Lineage: Eukaryota; Viridiplantae; Streptophyta; Magnoliopsida; Myrtales; Lythraceae
Source: RefSeq, a predicted model, not a curated record
GAAUCGACCAAACUUAACGACUUUGACUGACCAAUAACUUUUCAAACCAUAGCAAUCACUCCCCUCGAUUACGUCUACUUCCUCUUGCUUUCCCUGCUCCUCCACCUUGAAGAAGAACUGCCAGAGAUAAUCGAAAAAAGGAUCGACAAGGGGAUAAGAGAAUGGCGUGUUUCGUGCCUUUUAACAACAGAAACUUAGACGUGAGCUUCUUCGUGUUUCGGCCGACUCUUGUCAUCGUCGAUGAAUUUUUCGAUGCUCUCAAACGCUUCUCUGCGUGCACCGAGAGUCUCGGUUGUGUCCAGAGCUCUAUAUUUACAAGCAUCCAUGGAAAUAUGAUCAUAUGGUAUGGAGCAUGGAUGAAGAAAUCCAGUGAAAACAAGGAGUCACUAAAUGCUACACUUCUAUCCAUGCUGAAGAGCACAUCGAGCAUGGCCGUUAUUGUUGAGCACAGCUUCUUCAACCCAUAUGCGGGUGAGUCCCGGGAUGGCUCGUCGGCUGCCAAGUUCUUCACUGGCGACAUCAUCUCUGUGAAUGCAGCUGAGUCCAUUGCUGCCGAUUCUUACCCUGACGAAUCCAGGAGUGACGACCUGUCUUUUGCCUGCUUGGCAAUCUUCAAGUCUCAGUUCUCCAAGACUGAGGGCGUUAAGUCGGGGGCGUGCCUUAGGUCGCAGAGCAGGCCCAGGGUAGCGUGCCUGUACAUAUGGAAAUCACUGCACUGUUGUUACUCUUGCAUUCUGAGCACGGACUACCGGAGGUCGAUGAUUCCAUACUGCGACCAGCUCUCGAUUGAGGUCAAGUACGAUCUAUUUAGGGUUGUGUUUGUGAGCACGGAGAUUGGGUCGGGAAAGUAUAAUGAUCAGUUGUAUUAUGCGGCUCAUGAUAGAGUGUUAGGGCAUGGAGAUGAAGAAAGCAAUGAAAGGGGAGCCAUGCAAAUUUAAUUGGGAGUGAGAGUGAGAGGGGAUUUUAAUUUGAAGUGAAUAUUAGUUACAAAUUAGUUAUAAGAGAAUGAACGGAAGGAAAAGAGAAAGAUGAAAGGUUAGUCUAAAUUACUGAAUCAUUAAGCUAAAAAUCAUUUGAUGAGUAAGUGUGUGUUUAUUUGGAUUUAAUUGCAAGUGCUGAAAAUUUAGGAUCUUAAUAAAAUAAGUGCUUAAUUGA